AUGCAAGACCAGGGGCUUUCGUUACACACUGACCCUGAUAGCCCCACGCGAGUGGGCAACAGCGUUAGUGUGGAUACGUCUCCAGAUCUCACCCUCUCCAAGAACGUCCGCGGCCUCGAAUGGCACAAUUCAGAGCUAAAUUUUGGGAGCGACCACUACAUACUGGUACCCCUCCUCAAAGAAGGCCUUAAAACGCGCAGGGCACGCGCGCCAGCCACCGUCGAAUGGGACCAGUUUAGAACAAUCAGAUCCAACCAGGAAGGGAAGCCCAUUUGCGACAUCGGGGAAUGGGCGGAACAGCUAAAAUCGAACGUCGGGGAGGCUACCAAAAACUUAGAAGGUGAAGACGCCUCCGAGAUUGCCGAUAGCCGCCUCCUGCAUAUGUGGGAGGCUAAGCAAAGCAUGGAAAGACGUCUAAGGACACAAAAAUGGAACCGCACCCUCCGGAGAAGGUUAGCGCGACACAACAAGGAAAUUGAGGAUUACUCCUUUAAAUUAUGCGAACAAAAUUGGGGCAACAAGUGCGACCAGAUGGAAGGCGAGAUGAACCUCGCUAGAACUUGGGGUAUGCUCCGCCAUUUGCUCGACCCGGAAAAUUCGAAAACCCAAUCGGGAAUCAGACUCGCCAAAGCUCGACAGGCUUUUGAUGGCGGCGACGACGAUUUCAUGCAGAAACUAAUAGAAAACUACGUAGAAAAAUACAACAUAUACAAAAGAUUCCUCUCGAUCAUUUUCCAACGCAUGCAACAGUUUCUUUUGAGAGGUAAAUGUUUCAACAAACCCAGAAAAGGACAGACGCCCCAUAAAGAACACUACAUUUCUCGUACCGAAUCUAUAUUUUAUCAGAAGCAGUAG
Messenger RNA from Ixodes scapularis (black-legged tick), 855 nucleotides. RefSeq lists its product as uncharacterized. The record is from RefSeq and is a predicted model, not a curated record. Bases 1 to 855 code for a protein of 284 amino acids. Lineage: Eukaryota; Metazoa; Arthropoda; Arachnida; Ixodida; Ixodidae. The transcript has 2 exons.